UUGUGCGCUAUAGGUGAAAUCCGGUCUUCUGGAUUAAUGGUUCCAAUUAGAGGGCUUAAACUUAAAAUUCAAGCCGCAAAAAGUAUAGGAAUGAAGACUAUUCUCUUGCCAAUGCAGAUGAAAACCCAGUUUGAACAAUUGUCUGAUGCAGAAAAAAUGGGAAUUGAUGGAAUAUUUGGCGAAUAUUUUCAUGAUAUAUUCGAUAAAGUCUUUCCGCCUGCUUCAACUGUUCUUACUAAUCAGACCAUUUUGCCCAUUUUGGCUGAUCAGCUUAUUUUGCCUACUCAGCCUGCUUUGCCUCCUCAGCCUAUUUUGGCUGAGCAGGCUUUUUGUUUCAGCCCUCUAACAUCAACCAACCAACAGUGUUGGUAUGACCAAAAUCCUCUUGCCUGCUCAUGA
Molecule: messenger RNA, 399 nt
Organism: Meloidogyne enterolobii
Lineage: Eukaryota; Metazoa; Nematoda; Chromadorea; Rhabditida; Meloidogynidae
Source: the annotation of a GenBank genome assembly